CUGUCAUCCAAGGAAUUGAAGGAUUCUGGUUCCAAGCUUUCCCUAUUCAUAAAUCUGUCUUGGAUAGGAUAACCUCCCUUUGUAGAACUUUCCUUUGGGGGAGCAAGUUCUGUAAGGUUGCUUGGGAGGAUAUCUGCAAGCCCAAGGAUGAAGGGGGGCUUGGUUUGAACUAGCCCUGUAUUUGGAAUCAGGCACUUUUGAGCAAGAACUUGUGGAAUAUUGCCUCAAACAAGGAAACUCUGUGGGUGCAAUGGGUUCACUCUGUUUACCUUGAUGGCAAUGACUUUUGGACUUGGAGCCCUGGGAAAAAGGACUCCCAUUUCUUCAAAAAACUGAUUGAAAUCAGGGACAUGCUGCUACUCAAGUGUGGGGACAGAUGGGAACUUGAAAAUCAACUUUGUGAUCAGGGUGAUAUAUCAGUUACCAAGGUGUAUGACUUACUCAGAACCAGGGUAGUGAUGAGACCCUGGAUGAAGGCUUUUUGGAAACCCUACAUCCCACCCAGAUACUCCUUCUGUGCUUGGUUGAUCUUCCGUAACAGGAUUACUACCAAAACUAGCCUUCAUUUCAUUGCUAUGGAGAAUAGAUUAUGUGAACUUUGCCACAAGGAGGAGGAAACUGGCCAACACCUUUUUUUCAGCUGUGAAACCUCCACACUCAUCUGGAAUGCUGUUAGAUCUUGGCUUGAGAUAGCCCCUGCCCUGUCUACCCUGGACAGAGCCCUUACUUGGCUAAGGAGACUGAAGAAUAACCAUUGCUCUAAGAGGAAGAUGAUAAGGCUGACUAUUCUCAGCACAGCCUACCACAUUUGGAGAUUAAGGAAUGGUGUGUAUUUUGACAACCAGGCCAUAAAUACUGAUGCUAUUGUGUGCAAGAUCAAGGUGGGGGUCUUUAAAAUAAUGAACAGGUUAUAUCCCAAUGGUGGUUAAGGCCCCCCCCCCCCUUGGAUUUCAUUGAUUGGUCUCCCUGGAUGUUGCUUGUGAUCUUUGUGCUUACCCUUCCUAUCCUUGUUGAGGAUUCGUUGGGCGUUUACCCUGGUGGGAUGCUGGACAAAGAGCUAACACUGGGGUCCCUUGGGUAACUGGUGUUAUCCCUAUGCCCAGUUUCUCUGGGGCUGGAAACAUUUCAAAUGUUAGAAACCCUCUUUGGAGGGUCUCUAACCUUUUUUAUGGGUCCUUGGGGGUGAUUUGGUGGGAAACAAAGCAGGCUAUGCUAUCCCCUUCUGGAAUUGUUGAGACUGGCUUGGGUCCAGGGUUUCUCUCUCUCCUGUUUCCCCCCCUCCCCUUCUUUUCUUUCCAUCACCUUCCUUCUACUCCCACUUUUCUAGGAGGCAAGUUAAAUAAUAUGUGCCAAAUCACUCCUUGGAUUUGAUACCUGUUAGCUUACCUUGGCUCCUCUUUGGGUGGUUGGGUUCCUGAUAGCUUGGGUGCUAUUGGGGUGUGGAAACAAACCAUACCCUUUCUACCCCUUCUGGAUAGGUAGGGAAUGGCUUGGAUCCAGGGCUGGAGGGUGUUCUCACCCUCUUUUCUUUCUUUUUCCCCCUCUCCCCUUCUUCCUUCUUCUUGCUUCUCCCUCCUUUCUUGGUCUUCCUCCUCUUUUGUCCCUUCUUCUGUUUCUGGAAACACGCUAAGUUUCACUCAU
Molecule: messenger RNA, 1641 nt
Organism: Cuscuta campestris
Lineage: Eukaryota; Viridiplantae; Streptophyta; Magnoliopsida; Solanales; Convolvulaceae
Source: the annotation of a GenBank genome assembly